Exophiala aquamarina CBS 119918 is the source of this 939-nucleotide messenger RNA. RefSeq lists its product as uncharacterized. The coding region runs from base 1 to 939 and encodes 312 amino acids. The record is from RefSeq and is a predicted model, not a curated record. NCBI's taxonomy places the organism in Eukaryota, Fungi, Ascomycota, Eurotiomycetes, Chaetothyriales, Herpotrichiellaceae. The transcript is spliced from 3 exons.
AUGUCACAAGUGGAGAUCGACCCCAAAUUGCGGUACAAGCUCACAGGGAAAACGACCCUCAUCACUGGCGCCGCAGGAGGAAUCGGGGCAGCCAUAGUCCAACUAUUUGCGAAACACGGGGCAAACGUGGUGCUUACUGAUCUGGAACACAACAGGAAAGCUGCAGAAGCGUUGAUAGAAUUGCUUGGUGGCACGAGCAGAGCAGCAUUCAUCCCAGCAAACACAUUAAUUUGGGCGGAGAUGAAGAAUCUGUUCAAAGAAGUCAUACAAAGAUUUGGUCGGCUUGAUAUUGUUAUUGCGAAUGCCGGGCUCAUGGAAAGCAACCCAACCUUGGACAUGUCCUUAACGGACGAUCACGGUGACUUGGUAGAGGCAACCGAUGCUUCCAAAGUUAUUGAUGUGAACAUCAAGGGCACACUGAACACACUGAGACUUGGGCUGUUCCACUUGAAAGACAACCCUAUCGAGGACAAUCUAAUGGCACGUGGAUCAAUCGUCCUGGUAAGCUCAACGUCUGGCUACUUCGGGGCGUCUGGCGUGGCUGCAUAUGUAUCGUCCAAGCACGGCGUCACAGGACUCUUGCGAGCGUCGCAAGUCUGGGCCGAAAAGUAUGGCGUGCGAAUCAAUGGUGUUGCACCUUUCGUCACGCCCACUAAUAUGGCUGCAUUUCAUGAAAUUUGGGCGUCCAAAGGAUUGCCAUCGAAUACUCCAGAAGGUGUUGCAGCAGUGAUAGCACAGAUGGCGUUGGACCCUACAAGAAAAGGCCAGUGCUGUCUGACUUGCGGAUCCAUCCUAGUCGAAUUGGAGGCUAGUAGGAACGCCCUCCACACCUCCUGGGUGGGCAAAGAGGCAAGCGAGUUAAUGGCAACAGCAGGGAAGACUUUUCGGGAUAUUGGAGGCUAUCCUUUGCCACAGCUCUCGGCUCUCAGUAGGAUAUAG